GCAUAGUCUCCAAACGCCUCAUACUUACCAUCGUCUCUAACGCCCCAUCGUCCGUCACUUUGCAAAUCUUUUUACUCGUCACACGAACAAUCUCACCAUGCCUACCGUGAAGCUUGGAAUCGCUAUGUACAACAUGGACGACGGAAUGGGUGGAACCUUCUUUCACUGGGCAUUCAUCAUCCAUGAAACCGACUUUCGUGCCUCCACCGUCGACACCUUCGACAUCAGCAAUCGCGCUGCGAAUGGUGCAACUACAGGCUGGCAUCGCCGCCACAUGACUACCUGCCUCUUCAAUCCUUCCAACCGUGACUGCGUCGGGGUUAUUGACCUUGGGCAGUUACCAUAUUCCACAACCGCAAUGUGUUCAUUCUUGAAGGACAUAUCGGCGGAGAAGAAGCAAGACGACCCGUAUUACACCGGCGGAUCCUCAUGGACGUGCGCUAGCUGGGUUAUCCGGACCAUGCACGACUUGGAAGAGGCUGGAGCUCUCGAGCUCUCGAUCCCCAUCCAAGAGGUAUACCAGACCGUUCUUCAUCGAGGAGAACAGUUGAAAGUAAUGAGAAAUCAGCUCGGUCUUGACGCGAUUCCCAUCAUCAACCUGUGA
Stereum hirsutum FP-91666 SS1 is the source of this 604-nucleotide messenger RNA. RefSeq lists its product as uncharacterized. NCBI's taxonomy places the organism in Eukaryota, Fungi, Basidiomycota, Agaricomycetes, Russulales, Stereaceae. The transcript is spliced from 3 exons. Bases 98 to 604 code for a protein of 168 amino acids. The record is from RefSeq and is a predicted model, not a curated record.